AUGUUUCUUUAUUUUAUUACAUAUCUGUGUAUUUUCUAUAAUAAUAUUUAUUCUGUAGAAUUAAAUAAAAAUAAUAAAUAUAAUUUUAUAAAUAAUGUACAUAAUAUAAAGUAUAGAACUAAAAUACGUGCUAUCCAUGGGAAAACUGGAGGUAAAAUAAUAGGACAUGGUCAUUCUUAUCCUUCAACUGAAAUUUAUAAUGACGAAUUAAAAAAAUAUGUUGAUACCAAUGAUGAAUGGAUAAGAACAAGAACAGGAAUUAAAAAAAGAAGAAUAUUAAAAAGGGAUGAAAAUAUAUCAAUGCUACAAAUAGAUAGUGCUACUCAAGCUUUAAAAGCUUCGUGUUUAAAACCCUCAGAUAUAGACAUGGUUAUCAAUGCUUCGUCUACUCCUCAAAAUUUAUUUGGCGAUGCAAAUAAUAUUAGUAACAAAAUUGGAUGUAAAAAUAGUGUUAAUAUGGAUCUAACGGCUGCAUGUACAGGUUUUAUUUUUGCUUUUGUUACAGCUUACAAUUUUUUAAAUAGAUAUAAAAACAUUUUAAUUGUUGGAAGUGAUGCAUUAAGUAAUUUUGUAGACUGGAGAGAUCGUAACACUUGUGUUUUAUUUGGAGAUGCUGCAGGUGCUGUUGUGUUACAACGAACUGAAGGGGAAGAAGAAAAUAAAAUAUUCAAUUAUUAUCUUGGGUCUGACAGUGAACUAAAUGACCUGUUAACCAUAAAUUUUGAUCAUGACAAAUAUAAUUUAGAUAAUCCUAAUUUAAAUAAGUAUGGGAAAUUACAUAUGAAUGGGAAAGAAGUAUUUAAAUAUACUAUAAGCAAUAUACCCAAAAUUUUAAAAAAAGCUAUACAACAUUCAAAUAUAAAUAUUGAAGAUAUAAAUUAUUUUAUAUUUCAUCAAGCUAACAUCAGAAUUAUAGAAACAGUAGCCAAAAAUUUAAAUAUACCUAUGUCAAAGGUAUUAGUAAAUCUAGACGAAUAUGCAAAUACUUCAGCAGCUUCAAUACCUUUAUGCUUCUCUGAAAAUAUUAAAAGUGGUAAAAUAAAAACGAAUGAUAUAAUAUGUAUGUGUGGAUUUGGAGCUGGAAUGUCAUAUGGAUGCGUUAUACUUAAAUAUUAA
Molecule: messenger RNA, 1116 nt
Organism: Plasmodium adleri (nom. inval.)
Lineage: Eukaryota; Apicomplexa; Aconoidasida; Haemosporida; Plasmodiidae
Product: oxoacyl-ACP synthase
Exons: 8
Coding region: 1-1116 (371 amino acids)
Biological process (GO): fatty acid biosynthetic process
Molecular function (GO): 3-oxoacyl-[acyl-carrier-protein] synthase activity; beta-ketoacyl-acyl-carrier-protein synthase III activity
Source: RefSeq, a predicted model, not a curated record